AUGUCUACUCAACCAGACGCUCAAAUGAUUAACAGUGAGCUUCAAACCUCGUAUCAGACUGUCGUAGAGAAAUGGCGCAAUAUGCGUCGUAUCAAGGCGGAGAAUUUUCCAACUCUUCAGAGAAGAAUAAACCAACAAUACUGGGACUUGAACGGGGAAUUUGUCCAAGCGGUCAACACCUACUCCAACUCCUGGCACCGGGCAUUCAGCCCUCUGCUCCUCGCUUCCCUACCACGCGAACUGCGGGAUCUUGUCUACGGCUUCCUCAUCGGUCAACCAGAAUCCCCUGUCGAUAUCGUUCCGCCCGACGAGAUGGAAGUACCCACACUUUCCGACAUGCCCGGCCCGUUGCAAUUUCCCAUUUCGGAACAGCAUGUCCUACCUAUUUUAUCGGUAAACAUCAUGGGAAUCCAGUUUGUCAGCGAGAUCGCCGAGGUAUUCUACGCGCGAGUGCAAUUGACUAUCCACAGAGCGACUGAUCUAGGACCCAUUCUUCAUCAAGGUCCGCUUGACAGCGCGGUCCUCUGCGCUCCUUCGGACUACAUCCGGCGUCUGGAGGUUUGGAUCACCGAGACAGACGACGUUUAUAAAAUGGCUGAGGACGCUUCAAGAACAGCCAAGGACAUCUACCCCAUGGUGGCUAACACCCUACAGCCAAUACGGAGGCUGAAACAUCUGAAAGGGCUGAAGAUCCAUCUUGUUGCUUGCAGUGACUUGAGCAGCGUGGCCCAGAAACUUCUUGAUGCUGUUGUGCCAGAAUUAUAUCAAAUGAGGGCAGCAGGGUUUAAAAUCUCAGCGAGACAUAGAAACCCCUGGUAUCGGGACCACAUCGAAUUUAAACUCGAGGCUGCAUUUUACAGAGGGAAAGCUAGUGUCUCUAAUUAG
Messenger RNA from Trematosphaeria pertusa, 885 nucleotides. RefSeq lists its product as uncharacterized. The record is from RefSeq and is a predicted model, not a curated record. Lineage: Eukaryota; Fungi; Ascomycota; Dothideomycetes; Pleosporales; Trematosphaeriaceae. Bases 1 to 885 code for a protein of 294 amino acids. The transcript has 4 exons.